AAUUGGACUUACAACACUCGCAUCCCUCUCUCUACCUCUCUCUCUCUCUUACUCUGUCUGUUCAAACUCAAUGUCUCUCUGCCUUAUUCAAAUACUCACAGAGGCGCAUCUCAAACUUUGCUCCAGACUGAGAACUUUUUCUUUUACCUGUCUCUUCCUGACUUGUGAGUGAGUGAGUGCUCCAGUCAUCACUGUGCUCUCUCUCAUUCAUUCUGCCCUGACAACUUUCCUCCUUCACUCUGACUGAAGAGCGUGAAGACGACACCGGGGCACGUGACAGUUUCCGGAGUUCAAUUUAUUUAUUAAUUUUCUAUUUAUUUAUUUAUCCACGUUCCUCUCGGACCCGAACCAAUAUGAAAUUGCUGCUCGACUCCUCCUCAUCGCUCCUCUUCUCGCUGCUAUUGGCUCAGCUGCCAGUGUUCACCUCUGCCUCUCCAGUACCACAGCGGCGGACCACUGACAUGGAUAAACUGUCCAAUCAGACCAAACAUCUGAUGAAGCUCACCCAAGAACUGCUGAGGGAGCAUGCGUUUGACUCAGACGUGGAGCCCCACAGGUUCAGGUCUCUGCCAGAAAUGAGCAACAGAUCAGCCAAUGACCUCAACAAUCUUGAGCUGAAGCCCACACUGUCUCAGCUGCAUGCCGACCUGAAGCUGUAUGAACACCACUUUGAGUGGCUGAACAAAGUUUCAAAGAAGCACCAUCAUCCUGCAGUGCCCAAGCUGGUGGACAUGAUCAGGGAAAUGAAAUCCCUCAUAAACCUGCUGCACCGUCAGAUGCUGAGAGUGGACGCACCAAAGCUGUCCCCAGCGACCCCUUCUCUCCCCCCUCACCUCCCCUACCAGUUUGAUGUCCUGCAGUCCAGCCAUGAGCUUCUUCAACACUUCAAGCUCUUCUGUGACUGGGCCUACAGAGCAUUCAUAAGCCUCAAGCCCAAAGUCACUAUAGUACAAUGAUGACCCACAGGCUAUUUGGCUGCAGAGCCAUGAGGAUACAUGGACUCCCGCCUCAGCCAAAGGACCCUGUCAGAGUGCAAUGUAGUGGAUAGCAUCCCAUAAGAGGCCAAAACAUCAACCAGUGACAUGUGUGUUGAAGAAUGUGUCUUUCUCUCAGAGCCAACGAGGAUGUGAGAUACUGCAGCCAGAUACAACCAGUAAGGUUCCCAGCAAACAGCCAGUUUAACUAUGAUGAUGAUGUAAUAAUCACCUAAACCUUUCUCCUGCUUGUUCAUGACCAUGUUAUUUAUGUAUUUAUUUAUUUAUUGACUGUUAGUAAUUUAUUUAAUUUUAUUUAUUUGACAUUGUCAUGUGUCACACUCAUCUUUAUCUCUGUUUCAACGUGAAUUUACUUGCCCACGUCUUUGUAAUCUUUCUUUUAUGUCGUGUGUGUUUCAUCGAAAAAAAACAACAAAAAAAACAAAAAAAAAACAAAAAAACAACAACACAGUAGCACUUCCUGAAACUAUAGCUCUGAUCAUUACUGUUGUUCACACUAACUAAAUUUACUUUUGCAUUUGUGUACUUCUUCUUCAGCCAAUAAUUCUUCCAGUAGAUGUAGCAUACGUUCCGGUUAGCCAAGGUUUUCACUCACUUUUUCACUUACAGUGCCCUUAAUAUAAAGAUUUUAGAAGAUGUCAUUUUCAUCUUCUAAAUGAGUUAAACGUGUCACAUAUCAACAUUAUCAAUUGGUGGCCUAUGAAAUUGUUUUAAUUUGUAAAUGUCAGGAUGGUAGUCAAAGAGAAUAUUAUCUUUUGUACCACAGGUAGAGCUUCUAUUUUUAAUUAUGCCUGUUUUUUGUGUCCCGCAUGAAGGGGCAUAUUUAACAUUGUGGUAAAGUUGUAUGAAUGUGCCCUGUUGCUGAGCACUGAUGGACCUGAUUAGAUUCUUUGCACAAACUUGUUAGGAUUAGCCUCUUGGAUGAGUGAGAUGGCUGAUUUUGAUCCUGUGCUUUGGGGUAGAAAAGUUUGUUUGUUUGUUUGUUAGUAUUUUUAUUUUAUUUUUUUAGUUAGACACCCAAAGCCUUAAAAUACUAUGUAUUGUGACACUAUGUUCUGUACAGGUGUACAUAAAUUUACAAGAAUGUAAAUUGUUGUAUACAGUGCUUUGUGUAUUAUGUUGUUUUCUAAAAUAUAAUGUAGAUUACUUUACUGAUUUUAAUACCAUAAUUUUUGUUCAUUCCUAUUCUAGUAUUUGUUACAGUAUUGACUAUUUAUUUAAAUAACUUGGUGGAACUAUUUAUUUUGUGCUGCAGCGGAGCAAGACUCCCAUCUUUUUGUACUUUUAUACUGUUUUUAUUCCUAUUUACUAUUAUUAUAUUACCAUCAUGUUUAAAUUAUUGUUGUAACAUCAAGUUGCCUCUUCCACACACUGAUUGGCCUCAAUGUGAAAUAUGUGCCUUGGUGAAAUAAAUGUUAAAGAAUGUGCACAA
Molecule: messenger RNA, 2427 nt
Organism: Solea senegalensis (Senegalese sole)
Lineage: Eukaryota; Metazoa; Chordata; Actinopteri; Pleuronectiformes; Soleidae
Gene: il11a
Product: interleukin 11a
Exons: 5
Coding region: 354-956 (200 amino acids)
Biological process (GO): positive regulation of cell population proliferation; positive regulation of MAPK cascade
Cellular component (GO): cytoplasm
Molecular function (GO): growth factor activity; cytokine activity
Source: RefSeq, a predicted model, not a curated record